Micropterus salmoides (largemouth bass) is the source of this 1467-nucleotide messenger RNA. Its product is annotated as vitamin K-dependent protein C-like. Gene Ontology annotation, molecular function: serine-type endopeptidase activity. Lineage: Eukaryota; Metazoa; Chordata; Actinopteri; Centrarchiformes; Centrarchidae. Gene Ontology annotation, biological process: proteolysis. The record is from RefSeq and is a predicted model, not a curated record.
AGUCGAUAGCAUGCGGUAUGGUCCCCAUCCUGCAGGGAGAAAACAAAGCCAAGCAGCUCGACUCUCGAGCUCGAAUCGUUGGGGGAACAGAGUGCCCCAAAGGUCAAUGCCCCUGGCAGGUUUUGCUGGUGUAUAAAGGCAAAGGUUUCUGUGGAGGAGUGAUUUAUAAGCCCACAUGGAUCCUCACAGCAUCUCACUGCCUGGAGAAAACUGAGGCUCAGUUCCUGAAGGUGGUUGCAGGCGAGCACAACACACUGCUGAACGAGGGCACGGAGCAGCUCAUCCAGGUUUCUGAGAUCAUCAUGCACCAGAACUACGUGACAAGCACUGCCGACAACGACAUCGCCCUCCUGCGCCUGGCGUCGCCCAUCGUCUACACGCCGUACGCCGUCCCAGCCUGCCUGCCGACGCGAUCGCUGGCAGAGCGCGAGCUCUGGGCUGUGAGCAUGCACACGGUGAGCGGCUGGGGGAGGCGGGGGGAGAACGGACCCACCUCACAGCUCCUGCGGCGGCUGAAGGUACCACGGAUCCGGACGCAGCAGUGUGUGGAGGAGAGCGGCGUGGUGCUCACUAAGAACAUGUUCUGCGCCGGAUACAUCGAGGGCCAGCAGGACUCGUGUAAAGGCGACAGCGGCGGGCCCCUGGUGACAGAGUACAAGAAGACGGUGUUCCUGCUGGGCAUCGUCAGCUGGGGGAAGGGCUGCGCCCAACCGGGCAACUACGGCAUCUACACCCGAGUGUCCAACUACCUGGAGUGGAUCCACAACGGAACAGCGACGCCAAAUCAGCCGACGAACAACACUCAGUCUUCGUUACACAACCUGACGACCUGAGAGUUCACGCCCAGGGCAUAUCAGCACACAUCCACAGCACUGUGGUUUUUAUGUUUUAAUCUACUGUAGUGAAACAGCGGCCACAAUGGAAGAGGAAGACUGUCGAUUUAACUGAUGUAGGCCCAUUAGAGGAUAAAGUACAUUUGGACACAACCAUAAAUAUAUUUAUGGGAUGUAUACAUAUACUGCUUUAACACACUAGUAAGGAUAUUAGACUGUGAACAGUUAGUCAAACAGACCCUGGAGCUUGGAGCUUGUGUUAGUGUUGCAUUAUGGGUGAUGGGAAAGAUUUCCAGUGUCUGUUGUGUGAGGGUUAAUAAGUCUUUUGCGUUGACCAUAAAAUUUAGAUUUACUUACCAUGAAAGUGAGACUUUGGCAUGAGGCUUUGAUUGUCCUUAGUAGGAUAUAUAAAUUAGUUUCCUAACCUGGAGAUUCAAAACUAGUGAUUACUGUUAUUGUCUUAUGGCAUGUGGCAUAAUGUAAUAGUGAACAUCUGCUUAAAUAUUGGAGACACGUUGAGGUGUCUUCAAAUGGAAAAGUAUCUAAACUGCACGUCAGUCAAACUGUAAUUUGGAUUUUGGUUCUUAAUGUGUGCGUUGUAAAUUUUUGUAUGAAUAAAACAGGUGAAACUUGA